AUGAUGUCCACAAAUUUUCACUGGCCAACGACCAACAAGAAUGAUAAUAGAGAGGUCUCUAUUGAAACACCAACUAGUACCGAUCCUCAUGUUCCUCGCGAUUCACUUGCCUCGAUGCCACAUGCAACAGCAAGCACAACUAUAAAAAAGAGAAAGCGAGACGACGAAUUGGAUGGCGACAAAUCAACAACGACUACCACGACCACCACGACAGUUUCAUCAUCGUCAACACGUAAAUACUUACAAUCGUCUUUGGGAUCUUCCAAGUUCAAGAAGGCUAAAACACCGAAAAUCAGUGGUCAACCAUUGCCACUACCUAGAUUGAUUGAAUCAUUAGAUAGAUCCAAUUUACAAAAACUUGUUCAAGGUUUAAUAGCUGUUCAUCCUGAAUUACAAUCCACAUUAAUUAAAAUCUCUCCUAGACCUUCCAUUCAAGAUUCCAUUCAAUUAUUACAGGAUAAAUUUGAUAUGAUUAUAUCUCAUUUGCCUUACAAAUGUGACGUUGAAAGUGAUUAUUCAUAUUUAAGAAUCAAGCCUCAUUUACAAGAAUUUUUAUCAUCAGUGUCUGAUUUUAUCUUGAAUUAUUUACCUCCAUUAGAAACAAAUAUGACCCGUUCUUUGCAAUUUUUACAUGAAGCCACUAAAUUAGUGUAUAACUUACCUAAUUUCACUAAUCAGGAAUUCCAAUACACCAAAUCCACAGCAUUAGAACAGAUUGCUAAUUGUUGGUUGAUUGUGUUAAGUCAAGAUGAAGAAAAAGACGGAAACACCGAUGUAGUGAAAGUUAUACACGAAUUGGAAUUAUUGGAAAAAUUACAUGAACAUAAUGAAAUAUCGUUCAAUAAAUUUGAAAAAGUUGUUGAUUAUUGUAAAGACAAAUUAGAGCAACAUGAAUUAAUCAUGAAUAAUAAUGAAGCCGGCUCAGGUGUUCCGUCGUCAAUAAGUGACUUGAUCACUGUGGAUUAUUCUAAAUACUCUAUAGCCAAUACAACUUCUAUAUAG
Candida dubliniensis CD36 is the source of this 1002-nucleotide messenger RNA. RefSeq lists its product as uncharacterized. The record is from RefSeq and is a predicted model, not a curated record. The transcript has a single exon. Gene Ontology annotation, biological process: proteasome localization; nuclear protein quality control by the ubiquitin-proteasome system. Bases 1 to 1002 code for a protein of 333 amino acids. NCBI's taxonomy places the organism in Eukaryota, Fungi, Ascomycota, Pichiomycetes, Serinales, Debaryomycetaceae. Gene Ontology annotation, cellular component: nucleus.